GUGUUUUAUCCAUUUAACGCAUGCGUCAAGAUGGCUGCGCCCAUGUAAACAAAAACAUUGUAAUUGUAAUUUAAUAGAAUUUGAGACAUUCUUAUCAAUUGUCAGCAUGUUAAAACGAUGCAGUUGUUUGGUUUACUCGGUUAUAAAACAGAAAUCACGUAGAAUUGAAUUAGCAAGUAUAUCUCAAACCAAGCGCCACCUGAAAAUAUACACUAAAACAGGAGAUAAAGGUAAAUCAUCAACGUUUACUGGUGAAAGAAGACCAAAGGAUGAUGCCGUUUUUCAUUCUUUAGGAGCUACAGAUGAAUUAUCAUCUGCUGUAGGUUUAGCUGCAGAAUUUGUUAGAGACUCCAAUGUUAGUUUGAUAGACCAGUUAGAACAGAUACAGUGUAUUCUUCAAGAUGUGGGAUCUAAUAUUGCUACACCUUAUAGUUCAGCUCGUGAAGCUCAUUUAAAAAAAACUGUGUUCAGUGAUGCUUAUGUUAGUCAGUUAGAAAAAUGGAUUGAUGAAAUGACAGAAGAGUUACCUCCUCUUACAAAAUUUAUUCUUCCUUCUGGAGGUAAAGCAGCAUCAUGUUUACAUUUAUCAAGAUCUAUCUGUAGACGAGCUGAGAGAUGGGUAGCCCCUCUUGCUAGAGAGAAGGAAAUUGACGAAGAAGUCUUGAAAUUUAUAAAUAGACUCAGUGAUUACUUAUUUACGGCUGCAAGAUAUGCUGCAAUGAAAGAAAAUCGUGAAGAAAGGAUUUAUCAUCGGAUAGACAAGUCAAAAGAUAGCUGAUAAAAAUAGACUAAUGUUCAAAUAUUUAUAUUAAUGAUGAGUAGACUUAAACAAACCCUGAAGAAAGGCUGUUAAUAAAAUAGACCGAAACAUUGGAAAUUCAGUGUUUAUUUAUUGGGUCCAAGAGUUGCCACUCACAAGAUUCAGCCAUGGUCUCAAUAACUUACUUAGGAAAAAAAAUAGAAUCUGGACUUAGGAUAAGAUGGCUUCCAUCAUGUAAGGCACAUUAAAGAACACUUUAGCAUUUCAUUAAGUCUUGGAUUACCUUAGCCUGAUUUAUAGUUAAUUUAAUGCCUCUUGUUAUGGAGAUUAUAUUUAGUUAUAGGUUAUGGUUUUGUGGUAUUUGCUGGGAAAUGAAGAGUAAAGAUAAUUUUUGUAUAUGUUUAUUAAUCGAAUAAAUAUUUUAUAUAAGUUAUUAAAACAAUAUAAAGAUGAAUCAUGAUAUAGUAUACACAUGAAAAUAAUUGUAAAAAGAUGUAAUAAUGUCCUUAAAAGUGGAAUUAAAU
This is a messenger RNA of Patella vulgata (common limpet), 1284 nucleotides long. Its product is annotated as corrinoid adenosyltransferase MMAB. Lineage: Eukaryota; Metazoa; Mollusca; Gastropoda; Patellidae. The transcript is spliced from 9 exons. Gene Ontology annotation, molecular function: corrinoid adenosyltransferase activity. The record is from RefSeq and is a predicted model, not a curated record. Bases 107 to 778 code for a protein of 223 amino acids.